Anisakis simplex (herring worm) is the source of this 252-nucleotide messenger RNA. The record is from the annotation of a GenBank genome assembly. NCBI's taxonomy places the organism in Eukaryota, Metazoa, Nematoda, Chromadorea, Rhabditida, Anisakidae.
AUGUCAAAUGAAGAUGUGCAAGCGUCGACGAGUCGCAUCACCUCGAGUGCUCCAUCAGUAACGUUGCCACGAGCCCGAAGUUCGAGCACGACGGCUCUGCAUCGAUCCGAAGUGUUCGACCAGAAGUGCAAAGACGAUGAGACAAGAAGUCAACAAGUGAAUAUGCUCGUUUCACCCGCACGAAUUCCACUCCUGAAACGUGCUCUCAGCUUUCAAGUAAGUUCUGCGCAUUCAGCAGUCUGUUUCAUUUAA